This is a messenger RNA of Talaromyces rugulosus, 1023 nucleotides long. RefSeq lists its product as uncharacterized. The record is from RefSeq and is a predicted model, not a curated record. NCBI's taxonomy places the organism in Eukaryota, Fungi, Ascomycota, Eurotiomycetes, Eurotiales, Trichocomaceae. The transcript has a single exon. Gene Ontology annotation, molecular function: oxidoreductase activity, acting on the CH-OH group of donors, NAD or NADP as acceptor. Bases 1 to 1023 code for a protein of 340 amino acids.
AUGACCCGCGUCCUCCUGACUGGAGGCUCUGGCUUCAUUGCCGCCCAUGUUCUCGAUAUUUUACUCAAACGGGGUCAUAGUGUUGUUACCACAGUCCGCUCGUAUGAGAAGGGCGAGAAAAUCAAAGCAGCCUACCCUGACAUGUCAAGUGAUCAGUUGGACUUCGCAAUUGUAGAGGACAUCGCCCGAGAGGGCGCGUUUGCGAAAGCUGUCGUCUCCGACCCACCAUUCCAGGCAGUCAUUCACACUGCAAGCCCGUUUCACUUUCAAGUCACGGAUGUCAAGAAGGAUCUUUUGGACCCGGCCAUAAAAGGUACAACAGGUCUUCUACAAUCGAUAGUGAAAAAUGCGCCUUCAGUCAAGCGAGUCGUGAUCACUUCUUCGUUUUCUUCGAUAGUAAAUCCCUACAAGGGUUCAUGGCCAGAGCACACCUACAGCGAGGAGGACUGGAACCCAAUAACAAGGGAGCAAGCAAUUGAGAGUGUACCCAAUGGCUACAGGGCCAGUAAAACGUUUGCUGAGAGAGCUGCUUGGGACUUUGUGGAACAGGAAAAGCCGAACUUCACGAUCGCGACUAUGUGCCCACCGCAAGUCAUUGGGCCGGUUGUGCACCAUUUGAACAGCUUGGAUAAUCUCAAUACUAGCAACCAAAUAAUUCGCGACAUGAUUCAAGGCAAAGCAAAGGACAAAAUCCCUCCCAACGGCACAUUCACCUGGGUUGACGUUCGCGACCUUGCGUUAUGCCACGUUCUCGCUAUUGAGAAGGCUGAAGCUUCGAACAAGAGGUUUUUUGUUGUUGCAGGCUGCUUUAACAAUAGAGAGAUCGCUGAAAUAGUAAGGAAGCAGUAUCCGGAGUACAAAGGAGUCUUGCCAACAGCAGAAACGCCGGGUGGUGACUACCCGGACGGAGGGGUUUAUAAGGUCGACAAUUCCAGAGUACAGGACGCCUUGGGAGUUGAGUGGCGGUCAAUAGAGGAUUGCGUUAGAGAUACUGUCAAAUCCUUGCAAGCAGUGGGCGCGUAG